AUGAGUGGCCUUGAGAAUAACCUUUUCCAACUAAAGUUUACUGCCAAGCAGCUCAACAAGCAAUCCAAGAGAUGCCAAAAGGAAGAAACUGCUGAGAAGUUGAAGUUGAAAAAGGCAAUGCAGGAUGGAAAUACAGAAAGUGCUCGUAUAUAUGCAGCCAAUGCGAUACGCAAGAAAAACGAAGCAUUGAACCUAUUGCGCUUGUCGUCUCGCAUCGAUGCCACUGCGAGUCGGGUUCAAACUGCGAUUACGAUGCGCAAGGUUAGUGCAUCGAUGGCUAAUGUUGUAAAGGGUAUGGAUAGAGCAAUGGAGUCUAUGAAUCUUGAAAAGAUUUCCAUGGUAAUGGAUAAGUUUGAGUCGCAAUUUGAGGAUAUCGAUGUACAGACUCAGUACAUGGAAGGGGCUAUGGCAGGUGCAACAUCUACCAUGACACCACAGUCAGAAGUGGACUCGUUGAUGCAGCAGGUUGCCGAUGAACAUGGAUUGGAGCUCAACCAACAAUUGGCACAGUUGGCUCCAAGUCAGGUCAUUCAACAGCAGGUUGAAGAGCGUGAGCCUAGUCAAGAUGAGAUCUUGACCCAACGUCUCAAGGCUCUGAGGCAAUGA
This is a messenger RNA of Phycomyces blakesleeanus NRRL 1555(-), 606 nucleotides long. RefSeq lists its product as hypothetical. NCBI's taxonomy places the organism in Eukaryota, Fungi, Mucoromycota, Mucoromycetes, Mucorales, Phycomycetaceae. Gene Ontology annotation, biological process: protein transport; endosome transport via multivesicular body sorting pathway; late endosome to vacuole transport. The transcript is spliced from 6 exons. Bases 1 to 606 code for a protein of 201 amino acids. The record is from RefSeq and is a predicted model, not a curated record. Gene Ontology annotation, cellular component: multivesicular body; ESCRT III complex.